CAGCAGCAGCAGCAGCAGCAGCAGCAGCAGCAGCAGCAGCAGCAGCAGCGGCGGCAGCGGCAGCAGCAGCGGCGGCAGCAGCACCAGCGGCAGCAGCAGCAGCGGCAGCAGCACAGGAGCCGCGGCCUCACCAGCCAAAGAUCCCCAGGACCAGCGUGA
This is a messenger RNA of Monoraphidium neglectum, 159 nucleotides long. RefSeq lists its product as hypothetical. Lineage: Eukaryota; Viridiplantae; Chlorophyta; Chlorophyceae; Sphaeropleales; Selenastraceae. The transcript has a single exon. The record is from RefSeq and is a predicted model, not a curated record. The annotation marks the transcript as partial.